Auanema sp. JU1783 is the source of this 578-nucleotide messenger RNA. Lineage: Eukaryota; Metazoa; Nematoda; Chromadorea; Rhabditida; Rhabditidae. The record is from the annotation of a GenBank genome assembly.
CUCACUCAUUACGUGAACAAAGAUCUCACCGACUGGGAUCUCUUUCUCCCUAAAGUUACUUUCACUCUGAACUCGAUUCCGAGUUCAACCACAGGUAUUUCUCCAUUCGUUGUACUGUUUGGUCGUGAUUGUCGUAUGCCUCUUGAUUCCAAAAUUUUCCCUCAUAGCGAAAACACGCUACCGUCUGAGAGAUUAGAAAAUAAGAUCAUUGAUACAUUUAUUUUGGAAAAACUUAAGAAAACCGCACUAUCAAACACCAUAAAAUACAAUGAUCAAAACAAAGUGAAUGAGAGAGAUAUUAGAGUGAAUGAUCUUGUGAUGAUAGCUGUCAAGAACUUACAACCAGGUCACAAACUUAGAAAAAGUUAUGAUGGUCCUUUUAAAGUUGUUAAAGUUCAAGGCAGUGCAGUCCAAAUUCGAAACCAUUCUGAUAAAUUACAGGACGUCCAUAAGGACAACCUGAAACUUUAUUCUAGGCUCGCAGCUGAUGGUACCUUGAUCUACAAUCCACCCAGAGAUGACACGGAGCGUCAUCAACUUGAAGGCCCGGGAGGAGCUCGCCCAAGACGAACAUCUCC